Acanthoscelides obtectus is the source of this 575-nucleotide messenger RNA. The record is from the annotation of a GenBank genome assembly. Lineage: Eukaryota; Metazoa; Arthropoda; Insecta; Coleoptera; Chrysomelidae.
AAUCUUGUUCAAGAAUCGAAUGUCCAAUGGGCAAGCACUGUCUCCUGGACCAGAAUCUCAGGCCGCACUGCGCCGCUUGCCUCCGUCGAUGUCCGAACUUCCCGGAUGGUGGUACCAAGAGGGUGGUGUGCGCCGUGGAUGGUAAGACGUACCCUUCUGCGUGCCAUUUGCGAUCUGCCGCGUGCACGGCCGGUAGGGCGAUACCAAUCGUAUAUCGAGGACCUUGUAAAGCCAACGCCACCUGCAGCACGAUCCGCUGUCGGCCUGGUGAGCGCUGCCUGCGAGACCCUACGCGCGCGGGUGCGCCCCGUUGCGCCCAGUGCACCCCUGCCGCGUGUCGCGCGCGCCACUGGCGAGGUCUCGCCGGUGGCACCGUCUGUGGCACCGACCGCAUCACGUAUGCCUCAUGGUGCCAUAUGCAGCAAGCGGCGUGCCGUAAAGGCGUCGUGGUGGAGACCAGGCAUGUAGGGCAGUGUGCGCCUAGCUUGACCAAGAAGAAAAUGGCUGGGAAGGGUCGGGGGAAACAUUGUCUAAUCGCUUUAGGCGUAGUCAAAAAGUUUUCGAGAGAAAUUUGA